Molecule: messenger RNA, 1392 nt
Organism: Aspergillus clavatus NRRL 1
Lineage: Eukaryota; Fungi; Ascomycota; Eurotiomycetes; Eurotiales; Aspergillaceae
Exons: 1
Coding region: 1-1392 (463 amino acids)
Source: RefSeq, a predicted model, not a curated record
AUGUCGACAGGCUCGACUCACCUGCCAGAUAGCUCGACCUUGGGCGAGUCAUGGGUAGUCGCAUCAGCUUCAUCCUUACCGAGAAAGGACCUGCCCGAGAAGCCAUGUCGCAAAGACCGAGCAAACGAAGAAGACGAUCACAAGGGAUGCGCGUCAAUGACAACAUCUGCCUCGUCGAUAUCAGGCCCGGAGUUGAUCAUGCCCUCAAUAUGCGAAGUAUCUGUCUCAGAAGGCUCCUGGGUAGCGCCAGAGAUACGCUCGCGCAGCCCUACCACGGUCAGGCGAAGACACAAGCGACAGUCUACAUCAAAGCAACACGCAGAUGCACCGAAUACACACGGUUCACAGACGCGCAAACCAGCAAUCAACGAAAACGAUACGGCCACUGCUCACACGACUCGACGGUCUUCACGAAUAACACGAUACAUCCGGACCAUGCUCAACCUCCUCCUCAUGGCAGCCAUCGCCCACCUGCUCAUCCUCCCCGAGUUCGUCACACAAUAUCAAACCCUGUGCAGCAUACAGGCUCUCUCCUCUCUCUACCCAUCCAGCUGCAUCCCACCCUACCCGCAACCUCCCUCUGAAGCGCAGACUCAACCCCAACCCCAUCAAUCUCCCACCCAACCUGCCACCCUAAACCCCCAAACCCGCCUCGAAACGCUCUUCAACACCACACUCCACCAACUGAAUCCCCUCCACCCCACCGUCCGACAAACCGAACCCCUCCUGCAAACCCUCCACUCCGACCUGAAAAACAGCUACCCCGGCGCAAAGCACGAGCUCGACCUCGAGUUCUACGGCUGCAGCCACGCCGCGCGCGCCGCAGCCGCCAAAUUCGCCUCUCUGAAAGCAGACCUCCAGUCCGCCAUGGACAGUCUGCGCGCCAGCGCCAGCCAGCCCCCCCUCAAGGACGAGGCCGGGGCAGCGCGGUCCGUCGCCCGCGACGCGCGCCUGUCGACCCAGCUCGCCCGCCGCGAACAGUACCUUGACCAGCUGACGGCGCGCAUGCAGGCCAAGGCGGAAGCGCUGGGGAACGACUUCGCCGCGCUCGACGAUCACCUGGAAUCGAUCCAGCGGAUCGCAAGGCGGGAGAGGCAUGUGGCCGCUGCCGCUGGCCCUCUUGCUCACCGGGACGGCAAUUCCAACAAGAACGGCGACGCCAACGCCAACAGCAACAGCAACGGUCUGUGGGCGCUCGUUGACGCGUUCGUCCCUUCGCUAUCACUACGAGGCCAGGAUAAGGGUUCCUCGGAGACGGGGGGCGCAGACGAGCACGCGCAUGUCUCUGAGUCCCUCCGGCAAGCCGUGGCGCAUCAUCAGCCCGUCGCGGGCGUGAUUCAGGGGUUGUAUCGGGAUCUGGAGAGUCUGCAGAGCCGCAAAGGGCGGUUCUGA